AUAAUUUAAACGAAAGCAUUAUUAACUAAAUUAUUAUGCGAAGUAAAUUAAUGCAUAGAUGAUAAAACAAAUAUUUGAAAGCAGUGCGUUUGGCUCCACCUACUGACUCAAGCGCACAUGUGCAGCUGCAGCUCGUCAACAUGGCGGCACCCAUUUCUUUCCAACAUCAGGAUUGAAUAGGGGUCGGGUUUAACAAACCCUGUUUGAAGUAUUUAAUAAAGAACUCUGCCAGUCGAUGGUAUUGUCGUACUAACGGCUGUGAUGUCCAGACUUGGCAUAGUGUUUGGGGGUUCUCGUGGCAUUGGACUAGCGGUUUCUCAGCUGUUAGCACAGAGGGGUCACAGGGUUGUAGUGGUGUCAAGGAAUAAGGAAGCAGCACAAACUGCUGCUGAAUCUCUCCCUGGAGGGGAGCAUUUGGGCCUUAGUUGUGAUGUAUCUAAAGAAGAGGAAGUUCAGAGAACAUUUGAGGUCAUCGGUAAGACAUACGGCACAGUUGGAUAUCUGGUUAAUGCGGCUGGCAUCAACAGAGAUGCAUUGUUAUUAAGGAGUAAAUCUGAAGAUAUGGUGUCUGUUUUGCACACCAACCUGCUGGGCUCAAUGCUCACAUGCAGAGCAGCUUUACGGAGCAUGCUCAGCCACGGAGGAGCUAUUGUCAACAUAGGCUCUUUGGUGGGUGUGAAAGGUAAUGCCGGUCAGUGUGUGUACAGUGCCAGCAAAGCAGGCCUGGAGGGCUUAACACGCUCCUUAGCCAAAGAAGUGGCUGCCCGAAAUAUACGAGUCAACUUGGUGGCUCCAGGAUUCAUCCAGACAGAUAUGACUGCAGGGCUGGAGAAGGAAGAAUUGGUGAAGAGAAUUCCACUGGGCCGGUUUGGGGAGCCAGCAGAGGUUUCGCAGGCUGUCCUUUUCCUCCUGGAGUCCCCUUAUAUCACAGGACAGAUUUUGAUAGUUGAUGGAGGUCUACAGCUGGCCAUGUAAUGAUUCCUGACAUCAACCCACAAGGAGAUUUAUGUAUGGGAUGGUCCACCAGAAACACCACUUGUUUGAAGAAGCAGUGUUGUCUGCAAGAGAGAGUUAUAGCUGUAAGGUCUCUCUGAGGUGUGAGAGAUCAGUCUCUGGCUUUAACCAAUGAUUUGACACUUGUGUGUGUUGAACAUAAAUCAUCACCUGGCAGUAAUUCGAGGAGGACAAAUGGAGGCCAUACAACCAUUUCACCUUUGCUCAAUCAGUGUCUUAGUACGAAACUCUUAUCUGAAGUUGCGCAAGAUGUGAUUGUAUAUAAAGAAAAUAAAGUCAUUUUAUUGCUU
Molecule: messenger RNA, 1304 nt
Organism: Triplophysa dalaica
Lineage: Eukaryota; Metazoa; Chordata; Actinopteri; Cypriniformes; Nemacheilidae
Gene: cbr4
Product: carbonyl reductase 4
Exons: 6
Coding region: 262-975 (237 amino acids)
Biological process (GO): fatty acid biosynthetic process
Molecular function (GO): oxidoreductase activity, acting on the CH-OH group of donors, NAD or NADP as acceptor; quinone binding
Source: RefSeq, a predicted model, not a curated record